Cottoperca gobio is the source of this 6455-nucleotide messenger RNA. RefSeq names its product LON peptidase N-terminal domain and RING finger protein 3-like. The record is from RefSeq and is a predicted model, not a curated record. Gene Ontology annotation, molecular function: ubiquitin protein ligase activity; protein binding. NCBI's taxonomy places the organism in Eukaryota, Metazoa, Chordata, Actinopteri, Perciformes, Bovichtidae. Gene Ontology annotation, biological process: protein ubiquitination.
CCUUCCUGGACUACCUCAUGAGCCUGCAGUCAGUCAGUACUUCCCAGCAGCAGUAGCAGACAUGAAUGACCAGAUAUGCUUCACAUAAGUGAGGGGACAGACUUCAAACAACCUGCUGGGUAUGGGGACAGAGAGUGAGAGUAUGUUGCAGCUUGCAGCGGAGGCUUUCCAGUCAAAAAACUUCGACCUAGCCGCGGAUAUCUACGAGUGCCAACUAGCGGGUCUCGGAGAUCCAGGGAGCCGGCAGGAGUUGAUGGUAAAGCGGGCUGACGCGCUCGCCUUUGGAGGCAAAUUCACCGAAGCUUUAGAUGUGUACCGACAAGCCUCGGAGACAGACAAACUGGGACCUGUUCACCUGAGCAACCUCAUAGAGUACCUGACGGGUAGCACCAGGAGGCAAGAAGGUGACAGGAUCCCGAAGAGAGGAGGUGAGGCGGGGGCGGCGGUGGCAGUUGGACGCCCGGGAGUUGGAGCCACAGGUUUCGGCUACGACUACUUCUCCUGCCGGAUAUGUCUGAGCUUUCUGUUCGAGCCGGUGACUCUGCCGUGUGGACACUGCUUCUGUAAGAAGUGUCUGGAGAGGGAGAGGAAGGAGAAGGAGCGGCCGGUGAUGUGUACAGAGUGCAGGGACAGCUCCAGAGUAGCCGAUGUGCAGAGUUACCGGGUCAACGUGGUGCUUAGCAACCUGCUGGCCAAGUGGUUCCCGACCUCGUACCAGGCCGGCCGGCUGAGGCGGGAGGGCAACGGGCUGUACGCCGAGAGGAAGAUGGAAGCUGCACUGGAGAAAUAUAACCAAGCCAUUACAAUAGCACCCAUGGACCACAUACUGUUCAGUAAUCGCUCCCAGAUCCACUCCAGUCUGAGACACUAUAAAAAGGCCCUGAGAGACGCUGAGAUGGCCUGCAGGCUCAUUCCUCACUGGUCAAAGGGUCAUGUUCGCAAGGCCCAGGCUCUGGUGUCGCUGGGCAGGACAGAAGAAGCUCUGAGGGAGUACCUGCUCUGUCUGUCCAUAGAGCCGGACUGUAGACUGGCCAAGACUGAGGCUCACAAGCUCCUCGGUGAUCUCCUGGCUCCGGUUACAGAUCAGGUUCCUGAACACAUCUCGGACUACUCCAACAUACUGUCUUUCAGAGCUCACAUCAAGAACAGCAUUAACACUCCCUCCGAGAUCUUUAGUCCCAGCUUGUUGUCUUUAGCAUCUGCUCCUUCUGCACCUGAGAGGUCAGAGGGCAUUGAGGUCAGGAGGCCAGACCACUGUUUCCCCCUCAAAAGGAAAUGGAGGAGCACGGAGGAGGAGGGAGGACAGGAGAGGAGAGGCGAAUACAAGAGAGCCAAGUCUGAGCCAGCAGAGGCUCCACUGAGUUCUGGUGACGUCUUGGACUCGACAGAUCUGGAGUGUUCUCUUUGUAUGAGACUUUUCUACGAGCCAGUGACGACGCCGUGCGGUCACACAUUCUGUCUUCGGUGUCUGGAGAGAUGUCUGGACCACAAUCCAAAGUGUCCACUCUGUAAAGAGGAGCUGUCUGAGUACCUGGUCCAGAAGCAGUUCUGUAAAACAGUAUUAAUGGAGAACCUGAUAUUGAAGUAUCUUCCCUCAGAGCUCAAAGAAAGACAGAAAGUCCACCAGGAUAAGAUGGCUGAGUUCUCCAAUCUUAACAAGAAUGUGCCUAUAUUUGUGUGCACCAUGGCCUUCCCCACUGUGCCGUGCCCUCUCCAUGUCUUCGAGCCCUGCUACAAACUGAUGAUCCGCCGAUGCAUAGAGGCAGGAACCAACUGCUUUGGCAUGUGUCUGGGAAACAACCUCAAAGGGUUUGUAGACUAUGGGUGCCUGUUGGAGAUCCGCGAUGUGCAGUUCUUUUCCGACGGCCGCUCAGUUGUGGACACCAUCGGCAGACGGAGGUUUAAAGUUAUUCAGCACAGCGAGAGGGACGGAUACAACAUGGCUGAUAUAGAGUACCUGGAGGAUGUUAAGGUGGAGGGUGUGGCAGAGCGUGAGCUGCAAUCUCUACAUGACACAGUGUACGACCAGGCCUUGGUGUGGGUCGACUCUUUGAAGAAGGAGCAGAAGGAACGCAUUGAAGGACACUUUGGACCCAUGCCUCAGAAAGACUCUGAAAUUCAGGACAGUCCUAACGGUCCCUUGUGGUGUUGGUGGUUAUUAGCUGUUCUUCCGUUGGAAGGCCGAGCCCAGCUGCCCUUCCUGGCCGUCACCUCUCUGAGGGAUCGCCUCUGUGGCAUCCGCAAGGUGCUGCUCUUUAUCGCCCACAGCAGGCUCCGGUGACGAGCCCUCCACAAAGUGUGCACCACACCUGGAUAAUACAGUAACACCCCCGCCCCUGCACACACAACCUCCUUCUCCCAAAGCAGCAGUUGACCUGCUAGUCUUCCUUUUUUGAUCCGCAAAGAACUGAUGUUGUUGCACCUUCCUUGUUGUAGCGCCAGCCCAUUCCGGACGCAGCGCUGGACUACAAUCAACAGCAAACUUUUACAAAGCAACAAAGAAUGUUGACUUGAAGACAUCGAUAUCUUCCAUUCAUAGCAUUCUCGAGCUAUGUUCAGACAGGAGGGAAAUCAAAAGAGACGUGAUUUAAACAGAAUCAUCUCCUUCCAUUGAUACAUUUCUUGUCACAGUAACGAUGCUAAUGCGCACAUGCUAAGUAUAAGUUUUUGUCUAACAUCUCCAUGUGUACGACAACAAACUGUGGUGCUGCUAUGUCUUCAUUUGUCCAAGUUUCACUGUUGCCUUUCUGGCCCUCCUCCAUUUUUCAGUAUGAUAUGAGUGAUUUCUCCUGUAUGAACAUAGCUAUGAAGCAAACUCCCCAGUUCAGACGACUAAGUGGCAAAUAUACAUUCUGCAAGAGACCAAACUAUGAAUUUGCCUUUUGUGUAAAUACACUCACUACUGAUGAGUGAAUUAUGACGACAAUACUGAUUAAGAUGUGAUUAAUUGGUAUGCCCAUUACUAAGUUUAGACAUCUACAGAUAAACCUGUGUGUUUACUAUUCUGCCACAUUUUACCAUAACCUAAAUCAUAUUUUUGGCUGCUAUUCUGUCUUCCCUCCUUAAUUGUGACUCUACCACCUGCAGCUGACUUACAAGCGACUGAACCAUUGGCAUUGGCGUGCUUUAAGGCUCUUGUUUUUGAGUUUUAUUCAUCAUUUUUAUUUGUCGGAUUAUUUAUUUUGUCAUUAUUUUUUCAUGCAGUGAAAUUGUUUACAUUUGACAGAAAGAGAUGUUGAGCUGCUCACUUCUCAAAGGCUUUUCACCCCAAACAUCAGCAAUAAUACCCCGGUAACUGGAGGGUAUUAUUACUGUACAAAUAACAUAAAACACUAUUUACACAGUCAUGAGGGGGUAAAGACUUGGAGCCAACAUGGCUGCCACUGACCAGGACAAACUCUGGAAACUAGAGUCAAGAGCAGAUUCUCUCCCAGGCCACAUAUUUAUAGAUCACCGGUGACCCAAAUCAGUAUUUUUAUUGGCCCGACACAAUCCCAGCGAUGUUGACUUAUUUGGAUUCCCUCCCUGGCAGCGGCCUCUUCAUAGCAGAGACCCUUGUAAUACUUAAAGGCUUGAAUAGAGCCUGUCAGUAAUGCAGAAAGCAACAUCUGGAUUUCUGUUACCAUUAUGUCCUAAGUGUAUUUAUUCAGUAUUUAUUCUCACUUAUUUUGCACUUCCACUUUAUGUAAGGGAAAGAAAUGGUGCAGACAGACCUAAGGAUGUAGUAUUUGGAUUACUACAGAAUGAAGUCAAAAUGUUGUGGUGGGUAAAUGGCACAUAGCAGGUACACCACUGCAAAAGAUCUGUUUGAUGUGUGCUAUGAGUAAAGGCUGGUGCCUUCUGUCCGCACAAUUACAUGGUGUGGAACAUUUUACAUGUUAAGUACGACAUACCAGGCUCAUGUUAAGGUUCAGUUUCUCCCUUUCAUGGAAAUGUCCAUCCAUCGAAACAUGAUUUUCACAGAAAAUAAAUGAAUUUCUGAGCAAAUGAUGCUGUGUGGAAACAUGCUGAGGCCUUGCUGAUGUCUGUGACAUGACUGUUAUUACAUGGCAAGAGCUUAUCUCUGGAAAAAGGCAAGAGAUUGUUGAACUUUGCCUUCUAAAUCUUUUAUUUUAUAUACAUGUUUGAUGAUGUUUCGAUGUCAAUCGGGUUCUUUGUAUUUUAGACUUUUCUUCAUUUAUUUCAUGUGUAAUCGUGUCAUGUCAGAUCAUCCACUUUUAUUAUUUUGUUUUAUAAGGGCCAAAGCCAUGUAAUGCUAAAAAAUGGAGAAACUGAUUACAUUUAAUACCACAAUCUUUUAAUAUUUUCCCCAUAACAAAUGUUAAUAUUAUAGUCAGAUGGUUGCAAUAUGACACAAUCGAACAGCAAUGGUGUAUUAUAAUUUAUUGAGUAAUGACCCAAGUGUUAAAGUCUAUUGGAAGAUGACUGUCUUCAGAGACGUUAAUGUUGUAACUAGUAACCACUAAGAAGUGAUGAAGCUCAAAUUUGGCAGGAAAGGGAAAAGCCAAUAGUCAGAUAUAAUCACACCGCCAGUGUAAAAGCAUGUCGCACAGAUAUUCAGAGACAAACGUAUUUCCUGAUAGACGUGAAGGGAAAAUCCACCUAAAAUGAAAUCGCAUGUUUUUCCUCUUUUAAUUUUUCUUACAACGUGUGAACAUAAGUAAAAGUUAAAAAACAACAACAGUAAGACUCCCGUGAUGACGGAGAUCAUCAUUGACUGUAAAGCCUCUUGAUGUUUUGUCUGUCACAUGACACCAAAAUGGGUUCGGGCUAAAAUCUGAUAUAUCUGUGCAUUAUUGUUCAUCUGUGACAGCGGUUCUAGUGCCUUAAAUUAUACUUCUUCCAUUUUCACUUUGAUGUAUGAACUAAAAUUGCAACUACUGUGUGCUAAUGUUUUGUGUGACAACCUGGAGUUCCUUAAAUAACAUCUUAAGAUGAUGUCUUUAAGAACAUGGACUAUGUCGGAGGUGUUUGAGAUAUCUUUCUUCAACAUGACACCAAUUUACCCUAAUCUGUUUUCUCAUUUUGUUCCCAGAAUACUACAUAUCUAAUGUAAGCAUAGUUCCGCAUUUUGGGAAAUAAGCUUAUUAGAGUUAUUGGAGAGGAUCGAUACCGCUCUCGAUGUACGUUAAAUCCAGCAGCUGGUUAGCUCAACUUAAUAAUAAACCUCCCUUAAAACCACAACUUGUCGCAUUUGUUUUUUUAAACAAACAAACAUUAUAACACGAUAAUUAGUUUAGAGUUAGAGUUAGAGUUUCGGGCCAAAGGUUCUUAAAGACAUUGUGGGAUUGAAUUGCCUUCGGUAACCAACCCCGCUGUCCUGGUUGAAUCAUACUAAUAACAGUAAUUACAGCCAAUUGCUACCUUUUUUGGUGCUUUUUAUUUAAUAUAUGGAAAACGGUGCAUAUUUUCAUCUGAUGAGAUUUCAUAUGCUUUGGAUUCCUCACAGCGAUGAUUCAAGAGGAGAUGUUAAUCAGGGAACAGCACAGGUUAUAAACUGCCCAGUUGGGACGUGAAUUCAGUGGAAGUUGUCUUGUGUUGAAUCCUGAAAGUUCAGGAUGGGUUUAAGCUGCUGUUUGUGGCUUGAUGAUAUCAUUUUGACAUUGCAUAGCUCUCUAAAGUCUUGAUCAUUUUAAUGAUGCUGACAAACUGGCACUGACAAACCUUGUAUGUUCGUGUUGGGUUAACAAGAACCACAACAAAAUAACAACAGAAGUAGCAGGAAUGGGAUCUUUUUUUGAUAUUUUGUUAUCCAGCUAUGCAAAAAACAAACUGUAGGAUGGCGGAUUAUUGCCCUUUGAUAUCAUAACCUUUCAGAAUUCAACCCUUGACCUUUUGAGGAAGUGAAACUACCUCUAGCAUCCUCCAAGAGCUCUUCCACAAAGACAGAUAGAAAAACUAUGCUUCCUAAUUGUGUUGUAUUCCUGUGAUUGUUGUAAUUUGAAAGUCAAACAAACAAACAAUGUAUAUAAUCUGUAUCACUGCUCCAAAAUGUACUUUUGUAUUGUAAAUUAUGUCCAUGUUGAAAUACAGCAUCUUCAUCAAGUAAAACUGCAAAUGUGUCAAUUCAAAAGAUUCUGUGUAUGUAUGUGAAGUGUUUGGAGGAGCACUGGAUUUAAUCACCUGGCAAAGUAAACAGCGUCUUGAAAUGUCAACCUCCUUUAUGUUGACAAAAUUCUGAUAUAACAAUCAUAGGGUUCAAAUAUAAAUCUACAUGUCUUUUGUUCAGUCGCUACAUUGCCUGCUUCUUUCAAAGGUAGUUAACCUCCUGUCGAACUCCAUGGCCUCUAAAUGUGUCCGCUGAAUUCGUACAAGAUGAAUUUGUGUAUGUCUCGACAUUUGAUGUUUUCUGUACGUUUCUGUUUUUGAUAGUAAAACUUUAGUGUGCGUUACUUUUGCAAAAGUACAUUCUUGGAGCUACAACUUGUGAAUAAAGCAAAAGGUUGGUGUUGCCA